CUAGGAAAAACUGGUUUUUGGUUUUUGUUUAGAAAUUGACAGUUAUUUAAGAAACUAGUUUUCCUAGAUUUUAUGAAAACCCAUUUUCAAAAAGCUUGAUCGGGUGAAAAUUGGUUUUUGGAAAAACAAAAACCAAAAACUAUUCUAAAAACCAGAAACAAUCAAGCUCUUAGUUGUUGACCCUUCGAAUCAGGAUCCAUUAUCUGAUUCGAACUUAUCCUUCUUGUUUAUUUGAUUCCAUUCUUCUGUCUUUCUCCGAUCUUAGCUUACCUUAGUUCCAAAAUGAAGCCGCCGUUGAAAGGCCACGAGACCAGAGAAACCCCAAUACGUGAAGUAUACGAUACAACCACUAUCCCUGAACUCCUCCAACUGAUCGAUUCAAUACUUGAGGAACUUCACCGAUCACUCGGCAUAACAUCCGUUGAGGCAAACCAAUCAGAGAAGAACCAGACGAGUACGGAUGGUCCAGACCCGACGGAUACCAAAAGGUUAAGCGAACCAUUCUUCUUGAAAAAUAUUUUACUUGAGAACUCAUCUGGUGAUACCAGUGAGUUAACGACGUUAGCUAUGUCUGUUCACGCCGUAAUGUUAGAAUCUGGAUUCGUUUUAAUCAAUCCUGUCUCCUCUGAUGAUAAGUUUAGCUUCUCGAAAGAGUUAAUUUAUACUCUGCCUGAGCUUGUCGAGUCUGUUACCGUUACGUUUCAGAGCUUAACCAAUAAAGUUGUAGUCUACGGGUCUUUAAGUGGGAAUGUGCGGAGGGUUUAUCUUGAUAAGAGUCGGUUUAUGCCCGUUAUUGAUACUCUGAAGUCUGACGAAGAAGUCUCUUCGAGCAUCUUCAAGGAGGUGUUUGUGUUCUGGAGAUUGGUGAAAGAUGGUCGUCUUGUUACACCUUUGUUGAUCGGUCUAUGCUAUAAGUCCGGCUUGGAACCUCCACCGUGCUUUACACGUCUACCGACAGAGCUUAAGGUGAAGAUAGUAGAGUCCCUUACGGGAGCGAGUCUUGCGAAGAUGGCUUGCGUUUGCAGGGAGAUUCGGUGUAUGGCAUCGGGUAACGACUUGUGGAAACAGAAGAUCUGGGAAGAAGCUAAGCAUCUUCUUCUUGUUGGGAAUGGAGGCAGGGGCUCGGUUAAUUGGAAGGCGAAGUUUGCUAGUUUUUGGAUGCACUACAAACAAAAAUUGUCCCCAGUUGUACAACAACACGAACGAGAAACCUUAACGGACAUUGACAUGGCCAUGCGUAUGCACCAUACCUGUCGUUUUCCCAUCGUUAGUGACCCUGUCCCUGACCCUUUCGGAUUGUCUAAUGGUGAUGACUUGCAUGGUUCCCUCGGUGUACACCGUGGACGACAGAGGCUUGGCCGACAUCGUUUUAGUCCUGGAUGCAAUCUUGGAGGAGGCAUUUUAGUUUACAACUGUCGAAGCUAAUGUUUGGGAUGUUGCAUUUAGAUUUUAUAUGUUUUGAGAACUUAUUGCCCUCGUCUUCCUGAUGUAAAACAAUGUUGGGAUUUCAUUGGCUUAGAACAGCUUGUGCUCAAGUAUAACUUUUUCUUUUUGUUUUAAAGGUUUUUGGUAACUUUUGCCACCAACAGAUGAAUGUUCUUGUAAUUAGAUUUACUGCGUCAUAAAGUAGAUGUGCUUUCUUU
Molecule: messenger RNA, 1643 nt
Organism: Brassica napus (rape)
Lineage: Eukaryota; Viridiplantae; Streptophyta; Magnoliopsida; Brassicales; Brassicaceae
Product: F-box protein SKIP22-like
Exons: 1
Coding region: 283-1425 (380 amino acids)
Molecular function (GO): protein binding
Source: RefSeq, a predicted model, not a curated record